Messenger RNA from Histoplasma capsulatum G186AR, 2631 nucleotides. RefSeq lists its product as uncharacterized. Lineage: Eukaryota; Fungi; Ascomycota; Eurotiomycetes; Onygenales; Ajellomycetaceae. The record is from RefSeq and is a predicted model, not a curated record. Bases 1 to 2631 code for a protein of 876 amino acids. The transcript is spliced from 5 exons.
AUGCCCACACUAAAACAGCUCUCCUGCCAAAUAGAAUGGGCCGGCUCGAAUGUCCCAUUCAAGGAGUAUGGCACCGUCUAUGGCGACGGGUACGUGGAAUGCUACAUAGCCAUUCCCAACUCAUCUACUCCCUUCUCGAUUAAUUUGAGGUCGGACGGCUACAUUGCGGCAGGCUUAGCUAUGUUUGUCCUCAUGGAUGGAGUCUACCAAUGCAAUCGGAAUAGAGAUGACCUGCGGCAAAUGGGCAAGUCAUCAGACGCAACGACAAAAUUUAGAGAUGUUAACUUUAGAGUCCGACAAAGGGAGGAGCGGCUGCCGAAUGGCGGAUGGGUUGGGAGACCCUGGAGAUUCGCGCCAUUCCAGCUAGUCAGAUCCCCAGAGAACAAUCGUGAUAUCGCAAAGCACUUUGAAAGAUUGGGUACUAUACAGGUUGUCGUUCUUCGCUGCGCGGCGCAUCCAAGGGCAAACAUUACCAAAGAUGAUGACAUAUCAGACGGCACAAAGACUCCGGAAUCCGGAAUGGCUCCCGGUUCGGAAGAUGAUGGCUCUAUCUCAAGUGAAGAGUCGCUCGUAUAUGAAAACCACAACAGUCGAUUCCAGGAAGGCAAUGAGGAAAUUUGGGGGGCUUUCAGAGGAUUGUUUGAUGGGCCCUAUGACAGUGAAUAUUAUGUCCAGAAGCCACCAAAUCAGCACAGUUACCCAGGUUGUUGCCUGUGCCAUCGCCCCAGUGAUAAUUCCCAGGCAAAACCUUUUGGGUAUACACAUGGCCAUAUCGGCGGAUCUUGUCAGAAUCAUAAGCAUUCUCAGCAACAGCCCGCUCCUGAAUCGAAUUGCCAUGCGGAUCUCUCCCGCCAAGAAACCAUAAUAGAUGCGCCUGACAUUCCUCCAUGCGGCAGGCGACUCCCGGGGGGUCACAACUUACGACCUCCCAGUGGUUGUUGCAUGCCUCGGCCGAACUUGCCGGUGAAUAUUCAUGAAAAUUAUUCUCAUCUCACGUUCCCGUCGAAUGGAUAUAUACGGAGUUCUACAUCUUCAGGAGGGCCAAACAUGGUGAACGCCAUUUCGAAUGGGGAGGAUCAAGGUGGUAGUCGAUUUUCCGCACCACCCAUUGUAUUGAAUAUUAGUCCCCAUAUAUGUAAAGAGAGCGGCCAUUCUCACGGAAAUAAGCAUGAUAAAUGCCCAAAGUCGGAUAAUAAUGGUUAUUACGUGAUUUCUGAUGGCAAGCGGGUCCCCGAGAGUUCAAGCUGCGGCUGGCGCCAACACAACUCUUGGGAGGGCGGCGCUGGCGUAGGUGAUAUUGGGAGAAAGAAGUCUAGGAGGAGCAGGCGAAGGUCUCGACGCAAAGAUAUGCAAGAGGGAUAUCAAGCAGAUUCAAAGCAACAAGACGAAGGCCCUAGUUCAGAGUGGAAUGAUAACAAACGAGACCAAGAUGGGUGUAGUACUUCGGGUAACAAUGAACACCAAAGACAGGAUCGUUGCGGCGUGGAUGGCGAGGCUACCCCCCGCCCAUGGGCGGAGAGCAACCAAGCCGACAAUACUAAUAAUGUCAUUUCACCCCCAGGAGACUGGGAUAACAGUGAUGGGAACCACCGAAGUUCCAGUUGGAAUCAAAACGCUGCCUCUAGCCCCAAGACUCAAUCAUUUGUAUCACUGAACCAACAUCAAGAGCCCCCAACGCGACAAACCCACGAGUUUGACCAAUUUUGUGUCUCACAACGACCUGUUUUCGUUUCCCCAAUGGUUUCGGAAUGGGCGACGGAUGAGCCUCCGUUGUAUACGGUUCCUGAGUCGGUUGCGCGUGCAGAAUCCCUUACCCACCAGGUUCAAUUGGGGCCACAGGCGAGAUAUACGCACAGGAUCAGGACCCCUGAGUACUUGGAUACUAUGGACAAGCCAUAUGCAGAGUUCAUUUUCAAAUAUCGGACAGCGGGUGAGUCUCUGAUUGCGAUAUUGGACCUGUUCCGACCGCUGAGCAAUUCGUUAGAUGUGAUACAAAACAAAUUCGACGUAGAGGUCGCUUUAGAUAUUGAUGAAGAGAGAAGAAAACUUGAGGCACUUCCAAGAUUUGAAAUUGUGAAUCAACUCCUUCGCGCUCAGGGCCUCCUCUCAACCUCCGACAUGAACAAUAAUCGUAGUCCCAGACCAUCACCACCAGCUCCACUUGCACUGCUCCUAUCACCGACUGAACGAACCACACCCAUGGAUAGUUUGCCAAAUAUGAAUGGCAACUUGCAAAAUCCCGGCAAUGGGAAUCGGUUUAGUUGCGUUGCCAAUAGCCCGCCCUGUCCUCCUCUAGGCAGUCAACGGCAGCAAAGUGGCUCUGGUGGCGGAAAUACCAAUACACAACCAAAUAACGGAUUCCUUGCUUCACUGAAUCCGAGACUGGAAAAAGUAUCGCAAAGCAGCAAUGGUGGUAAUGGGGGCUGGAACGAAAAGUCUUCACACAUGAAUCAGAACAGCGAUAACGGUUUCCUUAACACCUGUGAUAACGAUAACAACCUUCGGCAAGGUUGGAAUACAUCAACGACAUUUGAUGACUGUGGCGGAGGAAAUGGGGUCCCUGAGAAUGAGUCAGGACACUGGAAUUCAGGGGGAACAAAUGAAGCCCACGUGGAGUGGGGCAAGUUGUGA